Molecule: messenger RNA, 279 nt
Organism: Pseudomassariella vexata
Lineage: Eukaryota; Fungi; Ascomycota; Sordariomycetes; Amphisphaeriales; Pseudomassariaceae
Exons: 1
Coding region: 1-279 (92 amino acids)
Source: RefSeq, a predicted model, not a curated record
AUGGCAAAAACAUACAACACUAGGGAUUCGCUGGUGGUCACCCACCCAACUACUAAUCUAGCGGUUUGCAGCUUAUCUAUAGGAGAGCGGACGGGAUCCCGAGUUCUCUGUAACCUAUGGUCGUAUGUGUCAAAGCUUGGUAUUAGUGGAACUUAUGUAGAACUAAAGCCUCCCUUGAGCUCGGAGAGAAACACUUAUAAUAAGGGCGAUACACAUCCCAGCACGACUAAAAUUAAGUAUACUAUAAAACGAAACCUUAGGACUAAGGAUAAGGACUAG